Messenger RNA from Phyllostomus discolor (pale spear-nosed bat), 2881 nucleotides. RefSeq names its product transmembrane protein with EGF like and two follistatin like domains 2 (gene TMEFF2). The record is from RefSeq and is a predicted model, not a curated record. NCBI's taxonomy places the organism in Eukaryota, Metazoa, Chordata, Mammalia, Chiroptera, Phyllostomidae. The transcript has 10 exons. Gene Ontology annotation, molecular function: protein binding. The coding region runs from base 443 to 1567 and encodes 374 amino acids.
GGGCGGGCUAAGGACCUGCUGCUUCCCAAACGCCAGAGGGAUGCGGGCAGCAGAACGCGAGAGGCGGCUGCUUGGCUGCGGGGCGUUUUGACUUUUCCUCCACCCUGCCUCCUAGGGCUCCUCUCCUCUGUCCCUGGAGUCUGGUCUCCUGCUCCCCCGGCCUCCCAGAGCCCUUUUCUUAUGGCAGGAGCUUCCCAGGUCUCCGGCGUAGCUUCUCAGCCAACGACCCUCUCGCUGCCGGAGCUGAGCCGGGUCACUGGAUGUUGCUAAAACUCUCGAGAUCAUGCGCGGGUUUGGCUGCUGUUUCGCCGUCAGGUGCCACUGCCACCGCCACUGCUUCUACUGCCGCCGUCCGCGGGAUGCUCAGUAGCCCGCUGCCGGGCCCCAACGAUAGUGUGUUUUUCGGAAGCCGUUUGCUGCUGCAGAGUUGCGCGAACUAGUCAUGGUGCUGUGGGAGUCCCCGCGGCAGUGCAGCAGCUGGACACUUUGCGAGGGCUUUUGCUGGCUGCUGCUGCUGCCCAUCAUGCUACUCAUCGUAGCCCGCCCGGUCAAGCUUGCGGCUUUCCCUACCUCCUUAAGUGACUGCCAAACACCUACCGGCUGGAACUGCUCUGGUUAUGAUGACAGAGAAAAUGAUCUCUUCCUCUGUGACACCAACACCUGUAAAUUUGAUGGGGAAUGUUUAAGAAUUGGAGACACUGUGACUUGCGUCUGUCAGUUCAAGUGCAACAAUGACUACGUGCCUGUGUGUGGCUCCAAUGGGGAGAGCUACCAGAAUGAGUGUUACCUGCGGCAGGCUGCCUGCAAACAGCAGAGCGAGAUCCUUGUGAUGGCUGAAGGAUCGUGUGCCACAGAUGCAGGAUCCGGAUCUGGAGAUGGAGUCCAUGAAGGCUCAGGAGAAACCAGUCAAAAGGAGACAUCCACCUGUGAUAUUUGCCAGUUUGGGGCAGAAUGUGACGAAGAUGCCGAGGAUGUCUGGUGUGUGUGCAACAUUGAUUGUUCUCAAACCAACUUCAAUCCCCUCUGUGCUUCUGAUGGGAAAUCUUAUGAUAAUGCGUGUCAAAUCAAAGAAGCAUCGUGUCAGAAACAGGAGAAAAUUGAAGUCAUGUCGUUGGGUCGAUGUCAAGAUAACACAACUACAACUACUAAAUCUGAAGAUGGGCAUUAUGCAAGAACAGAUUAUGCAGAGAAUGCUAACAAAUUAGAAGAAAGUGCCAGAGAACACCACAUACCUUGCCCAGAACAUUACAAUGGCUUCUGCAUGCACGGCAAGUGCGAACAUUCUAUCAAUAUGCAGGAACCAUCUUGCAGGUGUGAUGCUGGUUAUACUGGACAACACUGUGAAAAAAAGGACUACAGUGUACUGUAUGUUGUGCCGGGCCCUGUACGAUUUCAAUACGUCUUAAUUGCAGCUGUGAUUGGAACGAUUCAGAUUGCCGUCAUCUGUGUGGUGGUCCUCUGCAUCACAAGGAAAUGCCCCAGAAGCAACAGAAUUCACAGACAGAAGCAAAACACAGGGCACUACAGCUCAGACAACACGACAAGAGCAUCCACGAGGUUAAUCUGAAGGGAGCAUGUUGCACAGUGGCCGAACUACCGAAAGCUUGGACUACACAAUACAGUAUUAUAGACAAAAGAAUAAGACAAGAUCUACACAUGUUGCCUUGCAUUUGUGGUAAUCUACACCAAUGAAAACAUGUACUACAGCUAUAUUUGAUUAUGUAUGGAUAUAUUUGAAAUAGUAUACAUUGUCUUGAUGUUUUUCUGUAAUGUAAAUAAACUAUUUAUAUCACACAAUAUAGUUUUUUCUUUCCCAUGUAUUUGUUAUAUAUAAUAAAUACUCAGUAAUGAGAAAAAAUGGCAUUCUUAACUUUGCGGUAUCUCAUAACUGUAAAUAUAAUCAAUAUAGUACAAUCUCUGCAGGUACUGGUUUUUCAUCUUUCUCCACAUCUUGAGACAUGGCAUUAGUUUACACAGGACUCAGUGGCUAGGGUUUGAGUGGUUCCCAGAUCAAGGGAAAUGAUUGUUAUUAGAAAAGAAAAAAAAAUUUACUUUAUAUCAAGUGAGGAUAAAGUAUUUCAGAUCUUUGAAUUACCUCUAUUUCAUCAACUUUCUUCCUGGUCCUCUGUUUUCAUCCCCAGAGCAGAAAAUCUCUGUCAUAUAAAUUAAAUCAAAGAAAAAGGAAAGGAAAGGAAACAUGUUUUAACUCAUAACAGAGAGGGAAAGAAGAUAUUCAUUUUUAUUUGCAAAACACCUUAGGUUAAAUGCAUAUAUCCAAGUUAUGCAUAUAUUCCAGUUAAAUGCAUAUAUCCAAAGGGUCCUGAACAAGUUAAAUAUUAGGACUACACGGAGCACAAAAUCUGUUCCAUUUAGGUGAGUGGAAUUAACAACUACCAGAAAUUUUUAAUAACAUCAUUAAAUGUAAAACACCAAAAUCAUGAAUUCUUUGAAGAACCUUACUAUAUUUAUAGUAUACAGUUCUUUAAAAAGAAGUUUGAGUCACAACCAAAUCUCUCAUGAAUAGCCUUAUGAUUAAUGCAGCGUCAUUAUUUGAAAUGGAACUAAGAUGAUGAUAUUUUAUAAAAAAAGAAAUAUGUUUGAAGCACAUUUAUAUGAUGAGAUAAAAAAUGAAUCCCAUGGCAUCUGAAAGAGCUUAGUGGGCAGUUGGUGGAUAUUUGAGCAUACAAAUAGGUAGGACUACUUUGGGAAAAAAUUAACAAAAUUUCUCAAAGAAAAAGAUAAAAAUAACAAAUCAAAUAAUUGCUUUGUAUUAGUUAGUUCUUCAUAGCUUUCUGUGGCAAAUAUAGUAAAUCUAAAUAAAGCUUUCUUGUCUUCAAAUUACCUCUACAUGAGCUAAAAGGAGUGACACUCUUAUGUCAAA